Molecule: messenger RNA, 2368 nt
Organism: Lytechinus variegatus (green sea urchin)
Lineage: Eukaryota; Metazoa; Echinodermata; Echinoidea; Temnopleuroida; Toxopneustidae
Product: fibropellin-1-like
Exons: 13
Coding region: 113-1741 (542 amino acids)
Biological process (GO): Notch signaling pathway; establishment or maintenance of epithelial cell apical/basal polarity; heterophilic cell-cell adhesion
Cellular component (GO): protein-containing complex; plasma membrane
Molecular function (GO): calcium ion binding; Notch binding
Source: RefSeq, a predicted model, not a curated record
AUGUAUCAAUUUUCUGCUGCACAAUUCAUAUCUCCAUUGGCAUAUAAGUCUUCACUUCCGUGAUUACCGGGAAGGAAUCGCAUAAUAAAGAAGUAAAGUGGCCACCAUAACCAUGAAGGAGAGUGCUAAUUUAGCGCAGAGUGGUUUGAAUAUCCUGGUUGUAAUUGCGAUACUGACAGCUUCUUCACUGCGAGUCUGUGAGGCAAAGUCAACAGGCGCUCCUGUCUCCGAGUCCCCUGGUAUAUGCUCCUCAAUGAUCCCUGUUGGUCAUUAUAUCAGCUCUUCGAGUGAUCCUAUUCCGUAUACUAUAACGACAGAUGUCAACACCUUCUCAGCCAGUCAACAAGUCACAGUUUCCAUUUCCACAGAUGCUAUGUCGGAUCCUUUUAAAGGAAUCUUCUUGCAAAUGAGGAACGUAGAUGACGACGCUAUUGUGGGGACUUGGAACGUGGAGGAUACCACCAACUUCCAGGCUGUGUCAUGCGAUGGGGCAUCAAACAAUGCGCUUACACAUAAAAACUCUAACCCCAAAGGUCUGACCAACACGUUUAAGUGGAAUGCACCUGCAACCAAACUGUCUGAUGUCAAGGUCGUCGCUACACUUGUACAAGAAUACCAACAAUUUUGGGUUAUGGUUCAAGGACCCACGAUUCAACAUGUUCAAAUUUCUAAUGCCUGCAAUCCGAAUCCGUGCUUAGCUGGUGGUACAUGCGAACUAUCAGGUGGGAGCUUCAUGUGUAACUGCAUACCUCCAUACGCUGGACCAACUUGUCAUUACCUUGUGUUUCCUUGUGACUCCAAUCCAUGUCAAAAUGGUGGGACGUGUGAAGAUGUAAAUCAAGAAUCAGAGUUUGUCUGUUCAUGUGCGCCUGGUUACGCCGGUAUUACAUGUGACAAUCAAGUUUCUAAUGCCUGCAAUCCGAAUCCGUGCCUAGCUGGUGGUACAUGCGAACUAUCAGGUGGGAGCUUCAUGUGUAACUGCAUACCUCCAUACGCUGGACCAACUUGUCAUUACCUUGAGUUUCCUUGUGACUCCAAUCCAUGUCAAAAUGGUGGGACGUGUGAAGAUGUGAAUCAAGAAUCAGAAUUUGUCUGUUCCUGUGCGCCUGGCUACGCCGGUACUACAUGUGACAUUCAAGAAAUGACAGAGGCGGAUGUUUGCACCCCCAACCCUUGCUUUAAUGGAGGAACAUGCGGUGCGUUAGACUCGCUUAAUUUCUAUUGUAUCUGUCCUCCUUGGCAAGCUGGGAGGUUUUGUGAACUAAGGGUUUUCCCCUGCGAUUCCUCGCCUUGCUUAAACGGAGGGGUGUGCCAGAAUGUAGAUCAAAACACAGAGUUCUUGUGCGAAUGUAGUGGAACUGGCUACACGGGACGUACAUGUGCAGACGUCGUUGCCUGUAGUUCUAACCCCUGCAUGAACGGAGGAACUUGUAUUGGCAGUAACCAGGAUUCUGAGUAUACAUGUAACUGCCCCGUGGGAUAUGCUGGCACACGAUGUGGAACAGCUGUCAGUCCAUGCGAGGAAAACUCUUGCGAGAACGGGGCAACCUGCAAUGGGAUUACUGGUGGUGAGGCGUACACCUGCACCUGUCUUCCCGAAUACACUGGUACCCUAUGUGAAACAUCACUUGCCACUACACAAGCUUCUACUUCAGCAUCAACGACAGGACAUGGAACCAAGAUUACCUACAACAUCUGCACCUUGGUUGCCACUCUUUCAAUCCCCCUCUAUGUUCUUUGAUUAUGUAAUAAAGCAGAAAAAAUAAUUGAAUCAGGCAGUAUUUCAGGAGCAGUGUGGAAAGAAGAAUUAGACUAGAAACAUUUACUUUUAACUUGCUUUUUAAAUGAGAAUCAUGUUUGGCUGGUGUGUUGAGGAGAACAUCGCAUGAUUUUUAUGCUAUUUGUAUGCUGAUUAUGUUCAUAAUUUCUAAUGACUCUUGACAUGUGUUUAUUUAUUGCUAAAAUGAUUCUAUUCAAUAAAAAUACAUUUAUCUGUAGUAUUAAAAAGGAAACAGGGCAUUCAACUGCAAAUGAACCAAGUCCAGAAUCGCUUUAUUUCUUAGCUGAUAUUUGCAUGUUCUUUAUAGGGCAUUAUUAGAUGUUAUUUACUUCAACCGAACGUGUUAUAAAAAGGAAAAGCGCCAUCUUAAAAGACAUAUAUAUAUUCAAUAAUUGAAUUGUUAAAUUUUCCCGUUCCUGAGAAGGUUAGCUACGUUCAAAGGUCAGCUUUAUCAGGAAUACAUUGUUUAUUGUUGUGAUUUAUAUUCUACAACACAAAGUAGCCCGCUAGCUUUAAUUAAAGGAGAAUGAAACAUUUGAUUCAAGAUAGCUUGUGUGAAAACAGAAAAAUCAAAGAAACAGAUCAACG